Messenger RNA from Camelina sativa (false flax), 589 nucleotides. RefSeq lists its product as uncharacterized. NCBI's taxonomy places the organism in Eukaryota, Viridiplantae, Streptophyta, Magnoliopsida, Brassicales, Brassicaceae. The record is from RefSeq and is a predicted model, not a curated record.
AUGGCGUCUCUAGGACUUUCCUUCACUCUAGUUUUUCUCUGGGCAAUCUUACUGACAGUUUCUAAAGCCAACAACAGCAGAAAAAUCCUGCAAACUCCCACUAACUACAAACCGCUAUAUUCUCCUCCUCCACCGCCUUAUCAACCUCCGGUUACUCUUCCUCCUCCUCCUCCUCCUCGUCCAUUUUAUUCUCACCCGGUUGCUCUUUCUCCUCCACCCCCAGUACAUUCUCCUCCUCCUCCAGUUUAUUCUCACCCCGUUGCUCUUUCUCCUCCACCUCCUACUCCAAUCUAUCCACCCCCGGUUGCUCUUUCUCCUCCACCUCCUACUCCAAUCUAUCCACCCCCGAUUGCUCUUUCUCCUCCACCUCCUACCCCAAUCUAUCCACCCCCGGUUGUUAAUCUUCCUUCUCCUCAAGCUUACAGAGCCUUCUACUACAGGAAAUCUCCUCCUCCACCUCCCUCCAGGAAGCCUUGGUGGUGGUUGUUGUAGACGGUAAGAAGUGGCUCAGGACAAGACAGUUUCAAUGUCUAUAACAUUAAAGAGUGCAUUACUGAUGUCUUAACUUGGUUUUGAUGUUUCUAAUAUC